This is a messenger RNA of Charadrius vociferus (killdeer), 1814 nucleotides long. RefSeq names its product KIAA1279 ortholog (gene KIFBP). Lineage: Eukaryota; Metazoa; Chordata; Aves; Charadriiformes; Charadriidae. The transcript is spliced from 7 exons. The record is from RefSeq and is a predicted model, not a curated record. Gene Ontology annotation, molecular function: protein binding. The annotation marks the transcript as partial.
UGCACGCACCUCCUGGACCCCCCCCGCCUCUCCCCAGACUGCGUCUCCCUCUACAUACAGGCCCAGAAUAAUCUAGGUAUCCUGUGGUCUUUAAGGGAUGAAAUUAAAACUGCGCAAACUUACUUGGAAUCUGCAGAAGCCUUGUAUAAUCAAUACAUGAAAGAGGAUGGAAAUCCUCCCCUGGAUCCCAGUGAACAUUUCAUGGCAGAAGAAGAAAAAAUCACAGACCAAGAGAGAUCCAAAAGAUUUGAAAAAGCCUAUACGCAUACUCUGUAUUAUUUGGCACAAGUCUACCAACACCUGGACAUGAUUGAGAAGGCUGCUCAGUAUUGCCAUACUACUCUUAAACGACAGCUUGAGUAUUGCGGCUACCAUCCAGUAGAAUGGGCACUAAAUGCUGCUACUUUGUCACAGUACUACCUUUCUAAGCAAUGCUUUAUGGAGGCCCGCCACUGUUUAGCAGCAGCCAGUGUCAUCUUUAGCCAAGCUGGACAGGUGCCAUCUGCUGAAGACAAUGAAAUGGAGCAAGACCAACAGGACCUUCGACAGAGAAAAGCUGAAAUUGCAAGGUGCUGGAUUAAGUAUUGCCUGAAUCUCCUGCAAAGUGCUCGGAAAUUACUUGAGGAUAACAUAGGAGAGCUGGAUCCAGACAGACAAUUGGAACUUAAAGCCCAAAGGAAAAAAGAAGAGGAUGAAAAAGAGAAGGGCAGGAAAAAAGCUGUCCUUUUUGGCACGAGUGAUAUAUGUGACUCUGUCUUAGCCAUGGAGGAGAAAGUGAGCAGUGUAUAUCCUUUAGAUUUUCAAGAAGCCAGAGAAAUCUUCCUAGUUGGUCAGAACUAUGUUCUGGAAGCAAAAGAGUUUUUUCAGGUUGAUGGUUAUGUUACUGACCACAUAGAAAUUGUUCAGGAUCACAGUGCUUUGUUUAAGGUACUUGCUUUCUUUGAAGAAGACUAUGAGAGACGUUGCAAAAUGCACAAACGUAGACUAGACAUGCUGGAGUCUAUAUAUGUAGACUUGAAUCCUCAGUACUAUCUGUUGAUUAGUAGGCAGCUUCAGUUUGAACUAGCUGACACCUAUUACGAGAUGAUGGAUUUAAAGAUAGCUAUUGGUAACAGGUUAGAGGAGCUAGACUCCCACACAAUUAAAAAAAUUAAUUCUCUGGCUCAGUUAGCGAUCAAAUAUUAUGAACUCUUCUUGGAUUCUUUGAGGAACCCAGAUAGGGUGUUUCCUGAACAGCUCGAGGAAGAUGUUCUUCGCCCUGCAAUGGUGGCUAAAUUUCAUAUUGCACGACUGUAUGGUAAGCUUAUUACUUCAGAUAGCAAAAAGCAACUGGAAAAUAUGCAGACAUCAUUGGAAUAUUACACAUUUCUGGUAGACUAUUGUGAGAAGUACCCAGAUGCUGUCCGUGCUGUUGAAACUGAACUAGAACUCAGUAAGGAGAUGGUGGGUCUUCUUCCAACAAGAAUGGAAAGGCUAAGAGCAAAGCUGUGUCCGUUCAUCUAAAUACUUGCCUUGAAGGAAAUGUGCACUAUUAAAAUGAUAUCUGUCAAAAUCAGUGCUGUCAGACAGCUUCCGUACUGGUUGACAGAACUAAGGUGUCUACAGUUCGGCAGUCCAACUAGAGCCUGCACUAAUAUACCUUUGUGAGAAACUCAGAGCUCUCCAGUUCAGUAGCUCACCCACACUAAUGGUAUAAACUUUAAAUGUAAAGUGAAUGUCCAACUAAUGCUCUGUAUUGUUUUUCCUGUAUGUAAAUAUAAACCUUUUCUCCCUUACAGUUUUUCCCUGUGGCGUACAGUUUCUAAAUGUAGUGC